GCGCCGCCGCCUCCUCUGCUCCUGCCGGCGCCUCUCGUCCCUAUCUUUCUCGGAGGCUGCAACGAGCGCCCGACCGCCUGCCUAAGGAAGCCGCCGCCGCCUGAAAGCGGGCAUCUGCGCCGCGUCGACCCGGAGCUCCCUCUCCGCACCGUGUGCCCUAGCCGUGCGCUCCUGCCUCCCCGCCGAAAUGACCGCGAAGCUUUGGCGCCCCCGCCUCCUCCUCCUCGCCGCUGUCGCCUUGGUUGCCCUGAGCGGGAGAGGAUAUGCUGAUGAUUUCGACUUAAAUUUAGAGGAUGCGCUGGAUGAUGGCAUUCCAACGAAACGGCCUACUCCCAAGCCACCCAAGAAGCCUUCCAGCGGAACAGGUGACUUGGACUUGGCUGACUACUUCGACACCCCACCAGAGAUGACAACUAAAUCAACCAAGGUGACCACUGGCCCUUAUCCAAGGAAACCAGAUGAUAUCCACUGGAACGUGAUGCAUACCACCACCAAGCAGCCCAAAACUACCAAGGCUCCACCCAAGAAGGUCCCAGCCAAAGAUCCAAUGGAUUUCGACUUAUCUGAUGCUUUGGAUGACCACAACCCUGGACAAGGUGGAGGAACGCCUAAUGUAAAUCCUGGUGGAGGCUCGAAAGGUACAGGUGGAAGAGGUGGAAAACCUGGGUUUUCGGAUGAUGACUUGGCUGGAAUUGUGGACGAGGGCGGCUACCAGCCAGAUAAAAAGAAAGGUGGAAGUUCAGGAAGUGGCGGCAGUGACAAUGACGGUGCCUUAGUAGUAGAGACGGGAACGAUUGCUGGCAUUGUCAGUGGCCUUGCCAUGGCCCUGAUUGGUGCUGUGAGCAGCUACAUCUCCUACCAGCAAAAGAAGUUCUGCUUCAGCAUACAACAGGGUCUUAAUGCAGAGUACGUGAAAGGAGAAAACAUGGAAGCGGUGGUGACUGAAGAACCACAAGUUAAAUAUUCUGUCCUUGAGCCACAGACUGCAGAGCCACCUCCGCCACAAGAAAACGCAAAAGUCUGAAUCCCAGACUUGGUCUGGAGAAGAAUCAAUGGCAACACACACACACGCUUCUCACAUGCUUGUAAUUUAGCUUUUUACAAACAUUUGAUUUGGAUCCAAAGCUAUUUAAAUGUGCGUUCUUCUGAUUAAGACAGGCUUCUUAUUGUGGUAGCUGGUAUUCUGGUUUUUUUCUUUUCUUCGUGAAGAGUUGUAGGUUUACAUUCACAUGGUCAUGUAGGAGUUUUGUCAGGUUGAAUUCAAGAACAAAAGGGUGCUUCAAAUUGGUGUUUCACAUUAGAGUUAGGGAUUUUCAUGAAGGUUUGGGGGGGGGGAGAAGCAGCUGAGUUAGUGACUACAGGUGUGAGAACAAAUGAAGUGCCUGUAAAUUAACAGUCCAAAGCAAACCAUUUAAAAAACCUUUAUGAAAUGACUUUCAGCCAAAUUCCGGCUGUCAGCCAUAAGCAUGUAGCUUCCACUGAUAACAGUGGAAGUUACAUGAAUGUUGGAGGGUGGAGUUUAGUCCUUUAAGUAGCUACACCUCAAGAUAUACAAGUGCCUGUGGGGUAGGUCUUCAUUUGACAGAGGACAGCAGGUGAAUAUUACCCCAUACAACUGGGCUUCUCUACAGAUAUAAACAUCCUGAAUUUUUUUGCUACCAGAACCCUAUGCAGCUAGUUGUUGUGGAUGCAAUGUUUCCUAUUUAAAAAUCCAGGGACAUUUCAGGAGGUCAGAAUCUGAACCUAUACCCAAGCCCUUCCGCCGGCAAAGAAAAGCAAGAUUUCCCUUCCCUGUUCAGUCCCAUAGACUUGGACUGACAACAUGGGUUUUUUGCUCUAUUUUACUCCAGAUUUAGAACAUGCUUGCAUUUCCAGGAUUGCGAGUCUGCUUGCUGCACUGGGCAAUAACGGAGGUUGCAGUCGCACAAUCUAUUGUGCAGUGACAGAGGAUGUUGCAGUGCAACUGUUAGCUUGCUCCUCUUUGUUUUGUCAGGCUCUAAUUCCUGGGUUGGCUAAAAUCCAGGAACAGAACUUAAGAGCUUUCAGCUAGGAAAUUAAACCACAAAAUGUGAUGCAACCAUGGAUCAAGAGCUCAGUUAGUUUCCUAGUGAUCUUGUAGGCCACUGGGUUGUAACCAAGGCUAUUCCUAUGCAAAGCAGACCCACUGAAGUUAAUGGAGAUUAUUAAGUUAGGUCCAUUAACUUAAAUAGGUCUACUUGGAGUAGAACCAAGGCUGGAUGCAACCUACUGACUCCAACCUCUGCCUUGAUGCAGGAAGUCUAGAGUGAGAGCACCCACAACAGUUGGCUGUUCAUCCUCUGCUUGAAAACCUCCAACUUAGUUGCACUUUGGGUUCUGACCUUCUAAUUGAGAUCUCUAACGAGAUACCAAGGAUGACCUGAGAGCCCUUUGGUGCAAAGCAUGCACUCUUAACUACUGAGCUCUGAAGUAAUCUAGAUAAAAUAUCUGGCCCAUGUUGGUGAUUUUUAACAGUCCCACUUUUCACCAUUGUAACAAGGUGAAUACUUCUGUAUGAUUAUGAAUUAUCAGUGAUGUUAGCGAGUCAUUAAAAAGGGAGUACUGUUUCUUUUUUAAAAAAUGCACACAUCUGUAUCAUAAGGUGGUGAAAAAGAACUCUUGUGGAUAAAAGAUCCAUUUAGCUUUUGACUGUUUACAAGCUUAAUUUUUACUGAUAUAUUUUUAAAAGGAAUCUGGAAACAUUAGCACCCUGCUCUAGCAAGGGAGAUCUGCAGGUGGAAGUAGCGGGGGAUGCUGCUUUGCAUCUGGACUCUACUGACAUGGCUGGAUAAAUCUCUUAAUGGAAAUGGAACCACCAGUUGUUAUGACCCAUGAUUAAAGCUGGAUUGGGUCUUAGGGGUAUAGCUAGGAUGAAAUUUUGCCCUGAGAUCCUCACCUCACCUCACACAUGUCCUCUUUGAGGCAGGUGCCACUGAUUUCAGUGGAACAUGCCUCCAUGAAAUGGUGCUUAAAACUGUAGCUUAGACGUUUGAUGACAAAUGUGCAAAUUCCUUCUGCUCUGUUUUUGUUUCACCACUUGCAUUUCAAGAGCCCUACAGUAGCUUUAAAGAAAUUCACACCUUUUGAAUGUAUUUAGCUUCUAUGACAAUGCUACGAUAAGCUCUUUUACUCCUAAAUUCUCAUCUUAACUGUUCGCUUCAAUGGGAGUAAAGCAGGGCAAUACAUCUAAGAAGGAAUGCAGCUUACUUGCUUAUUGAAGGGUGCUUCAUACACUGGUCACCAGAACGGAAGCCACAGAAAGUUGUUUCUGCCUGGAAGCCUGCUGUGCCAUGGACGGUCUUCACUCAAGUAGGUGAAACCAUGUGAAAAGGAGCGUUCAGUCUGGUGGAGUACUGUCAUGGAAACAGUUUGGGGGGCUUCUACGUUUUGAAGUUACCCUUAAGUACUGUAGAGUAGGUUUUUUAGGAAGGCUGUGGUUUGCAAUUUUUGCAGAGCACAAAUUAGUCAGAUACUAACAAUACCACACAGCUGAAUUGACAUAAUGGUAAUUUCCAACUACUAUAGCAUAUCUCUUUUUUAAUUUUUUUUAGUCAAGUACAUAAAAGAUUAGAGUAGGAUGAAGUAGUGCAUCUUUAGAUAAAUAGCGGGGAAAUAAUAAGUGUAACUAUGAUGCUAGUACUUGCACUAGGAGUCAUUUUCUCAGAUAAAUGAAUAUAAUUCCUUAUUUCUUCUUGCCAAUGAUGGGAAAUGUUUCUGUAGAUGUAAAUUGUCAAUUUUGUUGUAUUUCUAUUACUGCACUGUCCAGCCACUGAUCUGAAUUUUGAAAAACAGUGCAUCUGAGUGUUGAAAAUAACCCACUAACCACUUAGUCAUUUGAAAUGUGUAUGUAUUGCAGAUUUCUUUUGUGUGUGUGUAAAAAACAAAAACUCACAAUACUUCCAAUAAGUAAGAUAUCGGGCUUUCAGGAUAAGACAGUAGGUUAACCUUUAAGCUACUUCCUUCCCCAAAGCCUUUUUAUAUGAAUUUGGUAAAUGGUUAUGCCUUAAUGUAAAUUUUAGGUAGAAUAUAAAAAUCAAAACUAUAGAAAUGCACAGCAAACAGGAGACACCUGUUUAAAAUGUUAUAGCACUAUAAUUCAGCAUUAGGCAUACAGGGCAAUUAUCACUAUUACUAUUGCCUGUAGAACCACUUUAAAAUGUAGUUGAACGUAUCCCCAAAGAAAUCUGCUUUGUUGGAUAAUGGGGACUGACUGCAUUCUCCACUCAAAAGUACACAAGCAGCUCUGUUCUCUGGUUCUUUGUGCUAGAUCAGCAACUGAAGUCCCCUUUGCUAAGCCUGGCCCCAAGAGCUACCUGCCCACUCCCCACCCUCAGUCACUCAGCCAGGGAUGAAAGUGGCAGCUACAGUUAUGAGACCUGUCAGGUGGCCACUAAUCUCCUUCUACAGCAGCGUUUCAGAAAAGCUAACUGCUGAUCAGAGUUCUGCUUACACUAUUACUAUUAAUAGAACGUGAAACAACCAUUGAUCUAGUUAGCUCAGCCCAGUCUGCUCUGACUGGCAGUGGGUCUCCAAAACCUUAGGAGGCUGAGACAAACAGAGAGGGAAGGAGUGCUUUUCCAGGCCUAAUAUCUGAAAUCCUUUUAAAUAGAUGCCAGGGAUUGAACCCAAGACCUUCUGCAUGCAAAGCAUGUGCUCUACCAUUGAACUAUGACCUCUCCCCAUGGGGACCUUCUUUCCAUUGUCUGUACACAACCAACAAUAUGUUUGGCUUUUCCUGGCUGAUUUCUCUGUAGCAGUGCCAACUUUGUAGUACUACACCUCCAGAAGGGAUCCAUUUCUGUUUUUCUGCUCUUGUGUUUUUAUGUUCAUAAUUAAAACUAUCUGUGCACUGAAAAGCCACAUAAAUAAGCUCAGCCAGAUGUUCCAGAAUAGGUCAAGUGACAUGCAUUAAAGUCUUCCAUCAGGCCAAAGAUAUAUAUAUAAAAGACCCCUUCCUGUGCCCUGAAUUUAUACACAACACACAUUCUUGCAAGUAAAGAGAAGAUGCCUAAUUAGAGAAUGGGAAAGUGGUUUCCUGUAUUUUUCAAAAUUAUGAGAAUAUUGGCAGGGAUCUAGCCACAUUAACUCACUUAAGUGUUGGCUUGGCUCUUUUCUUUCUUAACUUGUGUCUUUCUUGGCAAAGUGUUUUAAGGCCACAGCGUCAGCUGUCACUGUCUCAUGCAACUAACAGCAAAUGGCCCUGUUUACUAUACAUUAUCAUUGUCAAUAGAUUGUUUGCUGUUGUGUGAAUUGAGGUUCAUCCGAGAGAAAAGUGCAUAACUUUACAAACAUAGAAGGAAACAAAAGCAAAUAGAUGAACUUGGCGAAAGGGAGGGGAGGGGGAAGAGAACCCAGACAGCAGAUUAAGAGAGUAGAUUGUGUCCAAAAGAUGCCAAGCGUUUAUUUAAGCAAUACAUACAAUUCUUUAGCUAAUACAGAAAUGAUCUGUCCCAGAUGAAAAUUGUGCAUUAUGCUGUCAAAAGGCGGACUCAUUUUGCUAAAGUGCAUAUAAGAAUUACAGGGGAGGGAAAUCCGAACUUGAUUGCUGAACUACAAACUGGAAAACAAUAAAAAAAUUAAAGACUUGUACAACAACAA
Messenger RNA from Podarcis muralis (Common wall lizard), 5616 nucleotides. It is a transcript of the gene CD99L2, whose product is annotated as CD99 molecule like 2. The record is from RefSeq and is a predicted model, not a curated record. NCBI's taxonomy places the organism in Eukaryota, Metazoa, Chordata, Lepidosauria, Squamata, Lacertidae.